CUCUCUCAUAUGAAGCUUUUGCGAGGAAAGCUGUGCGAGGAAAGCUGGGCAUGAAGGCUUGUACUUGUUAUCAAAGAUUAAUCUUAAUCCAUUAUACAUAGAUUUUAAUGUUGAAGUUUCAAGCUUUGGGGUUCAUCAAGAUCUGUUCAUGCCUUAACAUGCAAGCUUGAGCCACAUGCAUAAAGAACAGGCCAGAUGGACACAACAUCUGUAAAAUGUCUUAUCAACAGCAUUUCUCGGUUCAUUCUUCUAGUUUCAUGCCAGACCAUGAAGCCUUUGCCUAUUCAGAAGGAUUACAGAGAUCUAGUUGGUGUAUUAAAGCCAUUGAAAGCAGUGCUUGAUGAAGUUGUUGAUUACUUAAUUCCUUCAGAUGAAAUCCUAUGUAAACAGUGUGAAGAACUGGAUAUGGCUGUUAAUGAGGCUAGGGAGUUUAUUGAAAACUGGUCUCCAAAAAUGAGCAAAAUUUGCAGUAUUCUGCGGAGUGAGCCAUUGCUGAUGAAAGUUCGGAGCUCAUCUCUUGAGAUUUGUCACAUAUUAUGCAGAUUAAUACAGUCAUCUCCAUCUACUUUAGCUAGUGUGCAGCACUGUAUGCAGGAACUUCAAUGUCUGAAGCCAGAAAGAAUAACAGAAUAUAUAGGAGAGGCUUUGAGAAGUCAAAGAGAUAAUAUGGUUCCCUGCACCGAACAUCUUAUGAAGAUUAUUGAAUUGCUUAGUUUGACAUCAAACCAAGAGCUCUUGAAAGAAAGUAUUUCUGUGGAAAAAGAGAGAGUAAAUGCCCAAGUCAACAAAGUGAAAAGGGAACUAGAUCAAAUCUACCAAAUUGUGAAUCUUGUCUCUCAGAUUCGUGAUUGCAUGAUGAAAACUCAGUGCUUUAAAGACACAAGCGGUGUCUCAAUUCCUUCAUACUUCUGCUGUCCUCUAUCGUUGGAACUCAUGUUGGAUCCUGUAAUUGUGGCUUCUGGUCAAACCUAUGAGAGGUCUUCUAUCCAAAAGUGGCUUGAUCAUGGGCUGACUAUUUGCCCAAAGACCCAUCAAACACUCGCACACACAAAUCUCAUCACCAAUUAUACAGUAAAAGCCAUGAUAGCAAAUUGGUGUGAUGAAAACAAUAUAAAGCUUCACAACUCUGAGUGCACGAAUUUUGUCUCAUUGCCAUCCCCAUCAGAUCAUGUUUCUCCUCGAGGUUUAAUCCACGCAGUUCAUUCCCCUUGUUCUUUACACAAUAGCAAUUCAACAUCAAGAUCAAAUGGAUUUGAGAAGAAAAAGAGUGAUGUCUCUCCUAGAUUAAGUGGAGAAAAAUCCAAUGGAUGCCAAAGCAGGGAGACAGAAAAGUUUGAACAUACAUCCCCAGAACAGUCUUAUAUUCAUAGCAGGAGUGAAUCAGCAUCGAGUGCCGUUUCCAGCAUCGAUUAUAUGCCUCCAGAAACGGAUGAUGUGUCAAGAAUAUCUAAUAAGCAUGAAAAUAUGAAUGAGUUGUCUGGAGAAAUCACAAUUGAAUGUCCUCCUGCUUCUCCUCAAUAUAAAGAACAGGCAUCAUCUCCUUGGUUAUCAGGAAAGAAAUUUGACAGCUCCCAAACAAAAGUGGAAGUAGCAGGGAAUGGAAACCAUAAUUACUUAAGAGCAAACUCACUCCCACUUUCUGACUCGGGAUCUGAUGAGUUAACCACAACUUCCCACAUCAAGAAAUUGAUUGAAGACCUUAAGAGUCAUUCAAAUGAAGUGCAAACUACAGCUGCUGAAGAAUUGCGGCUUCUUGCAAAGCACAACAUGGAGAAUCGCAUCCUUAUAGGCCAGUGUGGGGCUAUUGCACCUUUGGUUUCACUGCUAUAUUCAGAGAAGAGGCUAACACAAGAGCAUGCUGUGACAGCCCUUUUAAAUUUAUCAAUUAAUGAAACUAAUAAGGCUAUGGUUGCAGAAGCUGGAGCUAUAGAACCACUUAUCCAUGUUCUGGAAACGGGAAAUGAUGGAGCCAAAGAAAAUUCUGCAGCAGCUCUAUUCAGCCUCUCUGGAUUAGAAGAAUACAAAGCAAAAAUUGGUCGUUCCGGUGCAGUUAAAGCACUGGUGCAUCUUCUAGCCUCAGGGACUCUAAGAGGGAAGAAAGAUGCUGCUACUGCUUUGUUUAACCUAUCAAUUUUUCAUGAAAAUAAGGCUCGUAUAGUUCAAGCAGGAGCUGUUAAGUGCCUUGUGGGGUUGAUGGACCCUGCUACUGGGAUGGUUGACAAGGCUGUCGCUCUCCUAGCAAACCUGUCUACUAUUGGGGAGGGGCGUUUGGCAAUUGGGCGGGAAGGGGGUAUCCCAUUACUAGUUGAGGUUGUUGAGUCAGGAUCUCAGAGGGGAAAGGAAAAUGGUGCUUCCAUACUGUUGCAACUCUGCCUCCACAGUCCCAAGUAUUGUACCCUGGUUCUGCAAGAAGGAGCUGUCCCUCCCUUGGUUGGCUUAUCUCAGUCUGGCACACCAAGAGCAAAGGAAAAGGCACAGCAGCUUCUCAGUCACUUCCGGAAUCAGCGAGAAGGGGCCACAGGGAAGGGAAAAUCAUAAAGAGACAAAUUUUGUUGGUUUGUUGCUGCUCAUAUCUUUAGCAUUUUUAUCCUCAGUUGCUCUUCUUUGAGACGCUCCUUUAGGGUUUUUUUCUUACAUUCUUUCGUACUCGAUUGUAUCCAUUUGCAGCCUAGUCUUGAUUUUUUCUUUUCCUCCAUUAUGGUGGAUAGUGAUGGAUUUCUUAUGAAGUGCAUAAUGGGAUUGGAUUUUAAACUUAGGUCUGUUAGAUUCCCUGAGAACAUAGAUUGGCCACGUAUAAUGUAGUCAGCAUGGUGUUUAUGCUGUUUUUAGGUCUUCAGUGUUGUACAUAUUGUUUAUAUCCUACAGUAUUUAUGCUAUAUAUAGACUCUCUUGUAAAUCUGCUCCAGAACCACAGUAUCGAUUUAUGCUAUUUGUUGUGCCAAA
This is a messenger RNA of Corylus avellana, 2943 nucleotides long. Its product is annotated as ARM repeat superfamily protein. Gene Ontology annotation, molecular function: protein binding; ubiquitin-protein transferase activity. The record is from RefSeq and is a predicted model, not a curated record. Lineage: Eukaryota; Viridiplantae; Streptophyta; Magnoliopsida; Fagales; Betulaceae. Gene Ontology annotation, biological process: protein ubiquitination.